This is a messenger RNA of Talaromyces atroroseus, 1383 nucleotides long. RefSeq lists its product as hypothetical. Gene Ontology annotation, molecular function: N-acetyltransferase activity. The transcript is spliced from 2 exons. The coding region runs from base 1 to 1383 and encodes 460 amino acids. The record is from RefSeq and is a predicted model, not a curated record. NCBI's taxonomy places the organism in Eukaryota, Fungi, Ascomycota, Eurotiomycetes, Eurotiales, Trichocomaceae.
AUGAGUGCGCAACCAACAAAGUUACGCCCGCUAGGCAACUUGGAGAGAUACCAUGCGACGCGACACAAGUUGCGCUUGUAUACCACCAUUGGGCUGACUGCAACAUACCGUCUUCCACCAGCCAAUGGCAGGUCUCUGCGGCAUGACAUCUAUCGCGCCUGUGAGGUCGUCGUCCAGCAACAUCCGAGUCUGUCGGCCAAUGUAGUCUUCGAAGACCCCAACAAGCCCUACUUUGUUCGUCUGCCCGAAAUCGAUCUGGACAAAUGCGUUUUGUUUCAAUGUCGCCAAACUGCAUUAUCUGAGUCCCCGGGGGAUCUGGAACUCGACGAGUUACUUCAGAAGCAUCACAAUACCUACUUUGACUCAAGCGCGCCCCUCUGGAAACUCUGCGUACUGGAGAACCCUUCAAGUCCCGAGACGUUCACAGCAGUUUUGAUUUAUCAUCACGCCAUUGGUGAUGGUACCUCGGGAAAGGUGUUCCAUGCCACUUUCGCACAGGCCUUGGAACAGGUUCUCAAGGCGCCACCUCAUUCGGAAGUGAAAACUAUCUUGACUCCAUCUCAUGAUCCCCUACUACCGAUCUUGGAGGAUGAGCUGGAUCUUCCUCUUUCUACCUGGUUUCUUGUGAAAGAACUCUACAAAUCCAAAUUCUCUUCACACAAACAUUCGUUGUGGGCCGGUGCACCAGUACAUGGUACCCUAGCCAACAGGAUAAAGCAUCUGGUCGUUCCAGAGCCAACCGCUACCAAACUGCGAAAGACCUGCUCGGCCAAUGACACAACCAUUACGACAUUCCUACAAAUACUGGUUGCUCGUCUCUUGUUCAAGCAAGUUGAUCCCGAGUUCACGCAGAUAAACUUUCAGGGCAGCAUGUCCGCACGGAGGUGGAUGUCUAAUCCUGCCAUUGAAAAUCUGAUGGGUGAUUGGGUCCUUGACUAUUCAGAAGGAUAUAGCCGCAUCGCUUUAGAGGGGGAGGCCUUCCCGUGGCACCAAGCCAAAGCUGCCAAAAAGUCUCUGAUCGACAGCCUGGCUUCAAAAGGCAAAAAUAGAGGAGUCGGUCUUUUGAGAUUGGUUUCAGACCUCGAGAAAGAUGUGUUCAGGCCUCAGUUCGACAAGCCGCGCAGGGAUAGUUUUGAAAUUUCCAACCUUGGAGCUUUCAAGACAGAGAAAAGUAGGGAUAGUUCUGAGGUGGUAUCCAUCGAACGGAUGGUCUUCUCUCAAAGUACUUGCGUCGAUGGUGCUGCAAUAGUUUUAAGCACGAUUUCUGGUGGCGACAACUGCCUGAUUCUCACUUUCAGCUGGCAGGACAGCGUUGUUGAGGCUUCCUUUGUGGAAUCAUUGAUGAAUGGGGUAGAGCAGGAGAUUACUAGACUUUCUUCCUAG